Molecule: messenger RNA, 747 nt
Organism: Diutina rugosa
Lineage: Eukaryota; Fungi; Ascomycota; Pichiomycetes; Serinales; Debaryomycetaceae
Exons: 1
Coding region: 1-747 (248 amino acids)
Source: RefSeq, a predicted model, not a curated record
AUGAACUUGGACGACCAGAUGCUCAGCAUCAGCAACUGCUUGAACACCAUCGCCAAGGUCGAAAGCCUCUCGUUUAUGAUCAUGACCAAGCACGACGUCACCGGCGUCAAACGAGUGUGGACGCUGGAAGGGUGGAGCGAAGACGACAACGAUCGCCAUCCCCAAAUUUGGCUCAUUCGUCCCGUGCUUAAGGAUGUCAUCACCAUCCACUGGGACCAUCAGAAUAAGACCCAGCUCAUGGCCCAGUACUACGACCUCUUCGUCCUGAUCUCCCAGAUCUGUUGUAAGGACUUGGCCAAGCAGUGGAUCAAGAUUAUUCAACCAAAUAAGCAGGCGAGCCACCCGUACAAGUUGGGCAACAGUUCCAAGCCGCAGUGGUGGCCGUUGCACGUCAACCACACCGAGCCCGACCACUUGGAGCGAGAAGGACGUAUUGAUGUGUUGAUGCUGAUCUUGAGAAACCCUCAAGUACUGCUUCAGCAAUUAGCCCAGCGGCUGCUGACGCUCUCGUGGCGGCCCCUGGCUCGUCGGUUACUCGACGAGAUCUUCUAUAUUGCUUGCUAUGACCGCUACUACCACUUCCACGACCACGAGUUUAGUUUGCCCUACGACUACCUGCGAGGCGUCUACUUGACGGUGUCGAAAUUGCGGCGCAACGACGCCAGAAUCACAAUGUCGCUGCUGAUUUACGAAAGCGACACCAGCGACUUUGUCUACGAGUACGCCGUCCCCGACUACCACCACUAA